Eurytemora carolleeae is the source of this 825-nucleotide messenger RNA. RefSeq lists its product as uncharacterized. The coding region runs from base 286 to 825 and encodes 179 amino acids. The transcript is spliced from 7 exons. NCBI's taxonomy places the organism in Eukaryota, Metazoa, Arthropoda, Copepoda, Calanoida, Temoridae. The record is from RefSeq and is a predicted model, not a curated record.
UUGUCAAUAUGAUCCGAGUUUUAAAUCACUCAAUUGAUCCUUAGGAUUUUGACAAUAUUCCGUUCCGUUUAAACUCAAAAUUUUUCUUUUUUUAAUAAUUUGGUAAACAUCAUCAAUGCUCUAAUUGUAAAUAAGAUAUUUUCAUACGUAUUAUUUGCGAGGAUUUGAUGCUUCAUAAUAUUUGAGAACACAUUUUUAAUCGUUAGUUUUUUGUCAUUUGCUGGUUUAAAGCUGUAAAGUACUAUAAGAAAGUGUAAGUGGCAGGUUUGGUUUAUAAUUUGCACCAUGGAUCCGCAAAUUUUUGCGCAUCUAGACCGAGGAAUUCAAAAAGUUGUGGAUCCAAUUAUUUCAAUGCCGUUUAAUGCAGCUCCGAGGCAGUGCUACAGUACUGCCUGGUUUCCAGUCCUUCUCCACCCUCGACCCAGGAUACUAAUCAAACCAUUUUCAAUAUUCAACACCGGAAACAGGUUUCUAGGAGAGAGGAUGGAUAAAUGGAAGUUCUGUUUCUGUAUUGGGAUUCUGACUGGAUACUGGAUAGGGGUUUGCAUGGGAGCAGGAGCAGGACGGCAUAUUGGACAUAAGCUCCGGGUCGGAGGAGAACCAGGUAGGUUCACGGAGUACAGUCAAGUCAAGACUCCGUACACAGAGGAUUGGAAUGAUAACCGUACAAUGGAAUGGUAUGCAGGAAAGAAGGGAGCGAAGAUUACCAAAGCAUCACACUUUGAUUACGAAUAUGUUCUGGGGCAUAAGAUUAGUCAGUACUGGAGAGGGAAGCAUAGAAUAAAAUCAAAGAUGGAAAUAGAUCCCGCAACUCAGGAACAUUAA